Molecule: messenger RNA, 2017 nt
Organism: Anopheles funestus (African malaria mosquito)
Lineage: Eukaryota; Metazoa; Arthropoda; Insecta; Diptera; Culicidae
Exons: 4
Coding region: 529-1503 (324 amino acids)
Cellular component (GO): extracellular region
Molecular function (GO): chitin binding
Source: RefSeq, a predicted model, not a curated record
UCCAUUAUUAGUUUCCGAUGAUACACGAGCGACGUUUGUCUUUUCAUCUUUUGCAGGCUAUCUUACCGUAUUGUAUUAUACUCUCUUACUCCUACUCUUGUUCUCUCUCGCCUGCAUCCACCAUGUUUACGCUGCGAUAUGGAACGUGCAGCAUUCGACGUUAAAUUGCAACCCCGAACAUUCGUCGUCAUCGCCGAAGUCGUUUGUUCGGUUGGGGAUUUUUUCUAUUUUUUGGUAGUGGGGUUGGGUAGCUACUAGCCAGCCAACGGUCUGUGCAUCGCCAAUACGGCGGCGGGUGGGCUGCAUGGUGGUGGGUGCAUGGGGUGAGCCAUAUAAAACAUUAAAUUCGUCCGCACCGGCAGAACACUCGUGCAUGAGACGGCGUCCAUAAAGCAGCAGACGACGAAUCAGCUAUAGGCCGACAGAUCGGAGUGUUUAAAAGUGCUAUCAAGCUCCUCGCCUAGUGCUCACCACUUCCCUUUACUGUAUUGUGCUUGCAAGGAACAAAAGGAACAUAACAAAAUCAAAAUGAGAUUAACGCUUCAGCUUUGCUGCGGAAUACUGCUGCUGUGUGUAGUUUCUGGCCAGCAGUACAAGCAGCAAUCGGCAUCGCCUGCGUCCUCCUCGACAUCUGCUACCAGCUCCUUCGACACGGUUCCUGCGGCGGCCAACAAUGUAGCGUAUCGCGCGCGACAGUACUCAAACCAGUACAGCAGCUCCUCGGAGGAGGAAGAGGAUGAUCGACCAGUGCCAUCGUAUAACAGUGGUCGUCAGCAGCAGCAGGGUAACACACUGAAGAAAAGCUUCAAGAAACCGUCUUACUCGAGCGAAGAGCUGGAACAGGAAGAGGAACCAGACCGGCUGACGUUGCUGCUCGAAAAGUCUCAGUUCCAGUGUACGGGCCGCACGACUGGCUACUAUGCUGACGAGAGUCUCGGCUGUGAAGUGUUCCACUACUGUCAGGAAAACCAGAAACACUCAUGGAUUUGCCCCGAGGGUUUCACUUUCCACCAGGUGCAUCUGAUCUGUAUGCCGCCGUCAGGCGACAACAUUUGUGAACAGUCGUCCAAGUAUCACUUUGUCAACGAUUAUCUUUACAAGCCGAUUAACAUGGAGGAGCACAUGACCAAACCUAACGUUACACUAAGGUAUUCGGAACGUUACUAUCCGGAGAACUUCUACGUUGACGAGCGUCACUAUGACGAAGAACGCGUCCUGCGCCAGCACGAAGAACGCCAUCAGCCACAGCAACCGAUCAAGCAAACCUACCACCACCAACCACAGCAGCAGACGAUCCGUAAGCAACCGGUCUAUGCCACGACACCGUCCUCCUACCGGUUGCCGUCCUCUCCUCAGCCCACCCACAGCGUCUACCGUUCGCCGGACGAGAUUAACAUCUCCCUGCAACAACGACGACCGGCAUCGCAACCCGGAUCCUACAUCCAGUCGACCACUCCACGCUACGAGGACGAACCGGAAUACGAUAGCUACGAACGGAAGUAAGACAAGUCCUUCCCAGAACUCCCAAGAGUUAUCGGGGGAACCACCACUGCUAGUGGCCAGUUAAACGUCACUGCCAUGCAUGGAAAAGAAGCGCGUGGAACCGUCCACAUACCCACAAUACUUCUUCCUUCAUUCAGCACUGGAUGAAUGGUGGUCCGGUCAUAGGUUGACUUUUGGUCGACAGAGCAUGAUUAGCGGGUUAGUUCUAAGAGUACAUUUUUCGUUUUAAACCAACUUUUAUCGAUUAUCUUAAGCCUCAAAGUCAAAGAGGAAGCUGUGCAGAGACAAGGGAUCGCGCAUUCGAGACAACGCACAGAACAGAGACAACGCGUAAGGCAAGUUUUCAAUGUCUGGUUUCCAGCUACUUCAUCUGUUCCAUCGUCUACCAUCGUUUGAAAGGGAGCUUCAUUUUCGUCUCUUUUCCAUUGCGAAACCGCGUCGAGAGUGUUUGUGUUUUUCUUCGUAUUAAGGUUGAAAUAAAGUAAAAUAUUUAUUUUUUUUUCAUUUAUCGAAA